AUGACUGAGCAGCAUGGUGAAAAAAAGACGGUCGUCGCCGUUACCCACUACAAGCGCGGGAGGGGUCUGAUCAAGAUUAACGGUUGCCCGAUCGAGUUGGUGGAGUCGGAGAUCCUCUGUUAUAAAGCUUUCGAGCCUAUUCUUCUGCUCGGUAGGCACCGGUUCUCCGACGUCGAUAUGCGAAUCCGAGUAAGAGGUGGUGGGCACACCUCGCAGAUAUAUGCAAUUCGACAGAGCAUCGCCAAGGCAUUGGUUGUGUACUACCAGAAGUACGUAGACAAACAGUCGAAGAAGGAGAUCAAAGACAUUUUGGUGAGGUACGAUCGAACACUGCUUGUUGCGGAUCCUCGGCGUUGCGAGCCCAAGAAGUUCGGUGGGCGGGGUGCUCGUGCGAGGUUCGAGAAAUCAUACCGUUGA
This is a messenger RNA of Nelumbo nucifera (sacred lotus), 417 nucleotides long. Its product is annotated as small ribosomal subunit protein uS9-like. Gene Ontology annotation, cellular component: ribosome; cytosolic small ribosomal subunit. NCBI's taxonomy places the organism in Eukaryota, Viridiplantae, Streptophyta, Magnoliopsida, Proteales, Nelumbonaceae. The record is from RefSeq and is a predicted model, not a curated record. Gene Ontology annotation, biological process: translation; maturation of SSU-rRNA from tricistronic rRNA transcript (SSU-rRNA, 5.8S rRNA, LSU-rRNA). Gene Ontology annotation, molecular function: RNA binding; structural constituent of ribosome.